Messenger RNA from Aspergillus pseudonomiae, 3264 nucleotides. RefSeq lists its product as uncharacterized. Gene Ontology annotation, biological process: proteolysis. The transcript is spliced from 3 exons. Gene Ontology annotation, molecular function: serine-type peptidase activity. The record is from RefSeq and is a predicted model, not a curated record. Lineage: Eukaryota; Fungi; Ascomycota; Eurotiomycetes; Eurotiales; Aspergillaceae. The coding region runs from base 746 to 2968 and encodes 740 amino acids.
GGCCACAGACCCUUGACUUCCAGACCAAAGUGUCUCUCAGUCUCUGAGACCCUGCGUUAUUCUUCUUCAGGAAGGUGAGCUGUCGGUUUGCCCUGGAACGCUUUACUUCCUUAGGAAAAAUGCCUUGUCGAUAGAAAUUUCGGAACGAGAUGUCAGCGAUCACCAUAGCCUCAUACGAGGGUCAUAGGAGUAAGCCUCGCCGCAAAGGAACCAGAGAACCCUCAAGUACACCCAACGGUACCAUGUAGCCACGAAAGUGGUCACCAAAAGGAAUCAUAAUGUAAACAAAAAAAAAAAAAGGUAAAUAUUCAAAUUAUGCUUAUGGGCGGUUACACUUUUCUGUUUGUGUAGGGUUCAGCUUGCUUACGAGUAGUGCUUAUUUGACCGGGGAAUUUUCCCUAGCGCCCACUUCGUAUUCCGAAUCUGCAGACAGCCGAAGAAAUGGAGAUUUGACAAGCGGUUUAGGGUUCUCCAGUUCCCAAAAAAGAAAACCGUUCGGAGAGCCCUUGUCAAAGACCCAAAGUUAACAUCCGACCCACCUCAUCAGCCUUGUCCUCGGACAGUUGAUUAGGCUGCGCCUCUCUUUUCCUUGCUGCCAAGAACGUAGUGUACUUCUUCUCGUGUUAUAAAUGGUGCGGUCUGUCGCGCUAUCAGUCUUUGUUCGAGAAGCCUUUUGGUUGUUAACUCCCAUAAAUCCCCUCUUCCGCGGCUUCCGAGAAACCAGACUUGGGACGCGGUUUGCAACAUGCGUCUUUUCGGCAUCACUCUGGUUUCAGCCGCUCUGGCUGCUGCCCAGAGCAUUACAUCCACCGACACCUCGGAACCGUGUGCUCGCGCUAGCCGGCUCGCCCAGGAGAGCCAAGUCAUUCCAGCCCAGACCGCCUAUGAGUGCUUGAAAUCUGUGCCAGUGGCUGUGGAGCAAGAUAAGACACUCAUUGACCAGCUCAAAGGCCUGUGGGAGUGGCAUUCGGAGACUGGCUAUCUGAAGAACACCCCCGACACAUGGGAACUGGGCUCCGUCGACCUGCUUGGGGAAUUGGACAAGAUCAAAGAGAACCUUUCCUCCUACGAUAGUGAAUAUGACGUGCAGCUCGCGAUCAACAAGUUGACCCUGAAGACAGGGAACUUUCAUUUUAACUACGUGCCCGAUAUCCUCCAGGUCUUCUAUUUUGGACGUGUGAUCCCCGUGACCACCGUCUCAGAGGACGGAACCAGUGUGCCAGAGACCUAUGCAGUCGCAGAUCUUGUGCAGAAAGACUCCGACGCUCGCAUCAAAAUCUCGCCAAUCACGAAGAUCAAUGGUGAAGAUGCGCAAACAUAUCUGAACAAGAUCGCCGCCCAGGAGCAGUACAUCGACCCUGAUGCCCGGUUCAACAGCCUCAUGUGGAGGGGCAGAGCCUCUGCCUCGGCGGGCAGCUUCGUUAACACUGGUCUGGGCUUUUAUGAAGGAGCAACGACGAAUAUCACUUUUAAAAACGAGACCACUCGUGUCGUCAGGAACUUCGCUGAGGUACGGCAAAACCUGACGGCAGUAACCAGCGGAAAGUCGUUCUUUGAAGAACUCUGCACCGGUAGCUUUGCUAGCGUCGAGGCAGUGGCCGCCGCGUCCAUGAAGACAACGCCUUACAAGGGAACUCCUCACCACUGGAAAAGGCAAAGCAUCCCUAGCGACGGCUACCCUAGACCAAUUGUUGAACACAGCAGCGGUAUGGUCGCUGGCUAUUUUAUGAACGGAUCCGAUUUCGAAGACGUCGCUGUCCUCAAGAUUAUUACCUUUGACACUUCUUCGGCUGAUAGGAGUGAUGCUGCUACCGAGUUCCAGGACGUUGUGAAGCAGUUUUUGGGCAACUGCACAGAUGCGGGCAAGAAGAAGCUCGUUAUUGACCUCCGAGAGAACGGUGGAGGUGACACCGAUCUUCUCCUCGAUACCUUCAUGCAGCUUUUCCCCGGUGAAGUGCCGUUUAGUGCUCAGAGAUAUCGUGCGCAGGAGCAAUACAAGCUCAUUGGCGAAGCUGUCAAUUCGGUUUAUGAGGAUCAGUCUGUACAGAGGCUGAUCACGCAAGCUACUGGCGAAAGAUUUGCCAAUAUUGGCCUCGUCAGGUAUUGGGCCUACUGGAACUUUGUCGAUGUUAACGGUGAUAACUUCAAAUCAUGGGAUGCGUUCUACGGUCCUCACAAGUAUAAUGGUGAUGAGUUCACAACUAUCAUGAGGUACAACAUGUCCAAUAGCAACCCAAUCAGCAUCCGGGAUCAGUCAGGCUUCAAAUUCCUGAACCCUCCCGCCGGAGACCCUCCGUUUGCGGCAGAAAACAUCGUCAUGUUCUCUGACGGUCUUUGUGGAUCUUCCUGCGCUUCAUUCCAUGAGGAGCUGAAGAACAUUGCAGGCGUCAAAGCCAUUGCCGUUGGUGGUCGUCCCCAGGAGGGUGCCAUGCAGACAAUUGGAGGCUCCAAGGGUGGAGAGGUUGUCCCACUGAACACCAUCCCCAUGUCCCUCCAGACAAUGAUGAACCUCACCGCACCCUUGGGCAUUAAAGCCCUGGACGACGACUCUCUUACAAAGCUUGCCAACCCCGACGUGCUUCUCACUCGUGCGGGUGACUACAGCAGUCGCAUUCAGGUUCAAGACCAGAUUCGCAAGGGUGAUGAGUCAGGAACCCCCCUUCAGUACAUCUAUGAAGACGCCGACUGCCGUAUCUUCUACACCACCAAGAUGCUGCUCGAACCUGAAACGGCAUGGGAGGCUGCAUGGUCAGCAUACACAGAUGACAGCAAGUGUGUCAAGGACUCCACCAAGAAAUCGUCCAGCAUUGGCGGUGGGUAUAAGCCGUUUGGUCCUGGUGAUCUCAACGGCAAGCAGUCAGAGAACAGCACCUCCUCGUCGGACAAGGAUGAGGAGAAUGCUGCCCCUGCAUGGAAACCUAGUCUUGCUCUCUGUGCCGCGGCUACAGUCAUCAGCCUCCUUCUUUAAAAUUUCUUUUAUAACGGUUGUUUAAAUUUCUUUUGGGGCCAAAUGUGUCCCACGUUUGUUUUCUAUGCAUGAUGAUACCUAUAUAUUACGAUGGCUACUCUGUGAACUUACCUUUAGACAAUUUCAGAAUUGUACAUAUACAAUACCUGGCUAUACAAUUUCUUUGGAUAUUGAGUAGUAACUUGUGUUUUUAUUGAAAUUAUCUAUCACAACUGUCUACCGAGUACCUGCAGUAUCAGACUAUAGUUUCGUCCCCUUUGCCUAGCUACCAAGUAUGAUUAAUAUAUCUCGGAAAC